Molecule: messenger RNA, 1813 nt
Organism: Apodemus sylvaticus (European woodmouse)
Lineage: Eukaryota; Metazoa; Chordata; Mammalia; Rodentia; Muridae
Gene: Dctn5
Product: dynactin subunit 5
Exons: 6
Coding region: 83-631 (182 amino acids)
Source: RefSeq, a predicted model, not a curated record
GUGAAUAGCCAACCGGAAGUAGCUGGAAUCGCCCUCAGCCUGAGCGACUGACAGGAUCCUGAGGUUCAGAGACGAGGCAGCCAUGGAGUUGGGCGAGCUGCUGUACAACAAGUCCGAGUACAUCGAGACGGCAUCUGGGAACAAAGUUAGUCGCCAGUCUGUUUUGUGUGGAAGCCAGAACAUCGUUCUCAAUGGCAAGACCAUUAUAAUGAAUGACUGUAUUAUCCGAGGAGACCUGGCAAAUGUAAGAGUUGGACGUCACUGUGUUGUGAAAAGCCGUAGUGUCAUAAGGCCACCGUUCAAAAAAUUCAGCAAAGGUGUUGCAUUCUUUCCUCUGCAUAUUGGGGAUCAUGUCUUUAUUGAGGAAGACUGUGUGGUCAACGCUGCCCAGAUUGGUUCUUAUGUUCACGUUGGGAAGAACUGUGUGAUUGGGCGCCGUUGUGUCUUGAAAGACUGCUGCAAAAUUCUUGAUAAUACAGUGUUACCUCCAGAAACUGUGGUCCCCCCAUUCACUGUCUUCUCCGGCUGCCCAGGACUCUUCUCAGGAGAGCUUCCAGAGUGCACACAGGAGCUGAUGAUUGAUGUCACCAAAAGCUACUACCAGAAGUUUCUACCCCUAACUCAAGUUUAAUGUCUCUGCUUCAUAUCUUUAAUUCUUUUGAACUCUAAGAUGAACCUGGAGAUAAAAAGAGCAGUCAGUGACUACAAGAGCUGUCCUGUUUUUGACAACUUCUACUCUCCUCGUUGUUUUUUUUUUUUUUUAAUUUAGAAUUUUUCAGUCUUCCAUGGCUCUGAGCAUUUAAGAAUUUAAUAAGAAGACUGGAGAGAUGGCUCAGUGGUUAAGCAUGCUGUUUGCUCUUCCAGAGGACCUAGGUUCAGUUCCCAGCAUUCAAAUGGCCCUACAGCCAUCUGUAACUCCAGUUCCAGAGGAUCUGAUGGGUUUCUGGCUUCGAUGAUCACCAGACAUACACAUGGUAAAGACAUAUAUGCAGCCAAAAUAUCCCUUCACAUAAAAUAAUGAACUUUUAAAAAAGAAUUUGAAUAAGAACAUCUGGAACAGUUUUCUUUACACACUGUGCUUACACCUAUUUUGUCAACAGUCACCAUAGCAUCGUCUGAGGAGGACAGAAAGGUCUGUUCCUGACACUCUGGUUCUGCAGAUGGCUGGAACCUGUCUGGCGCAGGCCUGCAGAGCUAUAGCGCCCUCCCAGUAUGGGGUCACGUGGCCCAAGUACUGCUCAUAAACCUGUCCUAUCCCCAGGGCACACCGUCUACACAGAUGACACUCUGCUUUCCUGCUGCUAAUAUGGGACCAAUAACCACAAUUUCUUGUACCCUGGGGACAGUAUGAUUUCAGAGCCCAGGUUCCUAUUGGUGGUUAGAACAUGAGGAAGAGCUGGGCGGUGGUGGCGCACGCCUGUAAUCCCAGCACUCUGGGAAGCAGAGACAGGCAGAUCUCUCUGAGUUCGAGGCCAGCCUGGUCUACAGAGUGAGUUCCAGGACAGCCAGGGCUACACAGAGAAACCCUGUCUCGGAAAAAAAACAAAUCCAAAAAAACAAACAAACAAAAAAAAAGGAACAUGAGGAAGAGACAGGCCCUGGUGAUUUGUACCCAUCCUAGAACCUGGGAGGUAGAGGCGGGAGGAGUAAGAGCCACAUAGUGAGCUCACCCUUGCCUGGUGUGCACAUGAGCCCCUGCUUCAAAACAGCAAAAGUAAGGUCAGGAAGAGAAAAAAUGGGGAGCAGAGGGUGUCUGUGGUUGUUUCAAGGUGGCUUUAGUUGUCCUGAAGUAGGUAAUAAAAGACUUAAAACA